Messenger RNA from Stereum hirsutum FP-91666 SS1, 1695 nucleotides. RefSeq lists its product as uncharacterized. NCBI's taxonomy places the organism in Eukaryota, Fungi, Basidiomycota, Agaricomycetes, Russulales, Stereaceae. The transcript is spliced from 17 exons. The record is from RefSeq and is a predicted model, not a curated record. The coding region runs from base 1 to 1695 and encodes 564 amino acids.
AUGUGGAACGACAACGUUUCAGAAUGGUGCCAAACUCUGGUUCAUCUCUACCUGGACGAGGCAAAAAUAUGCGUCACCAAGCACCCUUAUGUCGUGGGGUUACUCGUACCUGUCCUCGCGCUGCAACCAUUCCACUACCCCCGUCUCGUCUCUUUCCUCAACCGCGUCUUCGAGAUAUAUGUAUCUAUCCUGCUUGCUAUCCUGCUUCUGUACAUUGUGGUAUCUUUCCCUGGGUUCAUGGUAAUUGCAGUAGACCAUGCUCGCUCAUACUUAUAUGUGGCGAAGAUGUUCGUUAUGGAACAUCCCUACGGCACGGGGGUCAUCUUACCCGCCGUCCUGUUACAGCCAUUUCACUUCCCAGGUCUUGUUGCCUCACUGGAUCGCAUGCUUAACAUCUAUCUCUUCACCCUUGUCGUUACCUCGCUUCUCUACGUUGGAUUCUUUCUUCCUCGCUUGGUGAUGAUGAUCGGUGCCAUCGCUUGUACCUUUGCAUUCCUCAAUGCACCGGGCUAUUAUGUUUCUCAGACGUCGGUCCUCAGCCCUGGUACGAAGCAAGGUAUUAUCCAUCAACGCCGAGAGCAUUUGAAUAUCGAUGUCAGAGAUUAUAGUAAUCGCCUCGAAGUGUACGUCGCAUAUAUCACCGUGACUCCCUUUAUACGUCGCAAAGAGAUGCCGCGGGCUGGACUUGUGAGUCCAGUACUCAUUGACAAAGUGAUAUUCGUUGCGCUUGAUGAGGUGAAGCAACAUGCGUCUGAGCAUCCCUGGCGCUGGGGACUCUACGCGUUCGCCAUGUUGUUUUUAUUUCUUCGAGUCCCGCACCUGUUCAACUUCGUGGAUCGCACUUUCGAAAUACUUCGCUUCACCGUUUAUAUUACCAUCAUAGUCGACAUAGUUUUCUACUGCACUGGCUGGGCCGUUAUUCUUAGCGUCGUUUAUUCUGCCUUCGUCAUAUUCAUUCAGAAAAGAACAGUCAGUGACGUCGGGCCAAAUUUCAGGCCUAGAGAAGAACAGUCGUAUGUGAGAAAUUGGGCUGUCGCGAGAGUCAAGGAAGCGAGUGAUCACCUCACUGGACGCACAAAGUUCUUGUCAGCUCUUGCAAGGGAGGAUCCUUACUCAGAGAACGGUCGGCAACAAAGAAUCAUUCGAGGGCAAAUUGGUCCCAUGUCAACCCAGUAUUUGCCGCUGCGCGUCGGUGGACUCAGUUUAUUCUAUGCGGGAGGGUAUUCCAGCGAUGGUUCAGCACGCAUGGUGCUGAUAAUAUUACCGAACAAGUCUAAGACGUGGUCUUACAUUGCCGAAAGAGACGGAUACGCAAGUGAUGAGGGAGAGAGUGCAGUAGCAAAUCAGCCAGGGCAUAGGACUAGACUUAUCUUGAGAGCCGUUAUCAACGAAAGAAAUUACGUAGACUCGGUAGAGUGUGGUAUGGCCGAGAGAAGUUAUAUCUCUGCAUAUAUCAUCGGAGAUGGAUUCCUGCGGCAACGUGAAUCAGGACAGGCCGGCGUUGAGUAUGUAGAGGACGAGGACGAGCGGAAAGACGGGAACCGUAGCAUGAGGGAGAGGGAAAAGAGGCGUGCUAAUGAAAUCUUAUCUUAUCAUCCCGGGAUCACUCGCGUGGCUCAGCUCCGUGGACCUCCGCGCUCGCGCCCACCACAUCCGUCUUGCUUUGGUCUUGCUCGACGUUUGCUCCUUGCCUGA